Symbiodinium sp. CCMP2592 is the source of this 4779-nucleotide messenger RNA. Lineage: Eukaryota; Dinophyceae; Suessiales; Symbiodiniaceae. The record is from the annotation of a GenBank genome assembly.
AUGCCGUUCUUCAUGCUGCAGCCCUUCGCCGGCCUACCCACUGCAACAGGUGCCCGUCUAUGCCUGCCUGUGGUGGCUCUAAGGGUGGCUGCGCAAGUCGGGCUGAUUGUCGGCAUCAUCAUUCAGCAGCCAGAGCUGGGGAAAACUCACGUCAUUUUGCAGCUGGUUGGCAUGAUACUGAGCCUUGUCUACUUCCCACUGGAGCUUUGGAUGUCCUACAGGUACAUCAGCAAGAACUUGAAUGAAGACGACGAUGAUGACAGAGUCGGAGGUUUCUUCUGCACUGUCUUUGUUUGCCUACCAUUCCACACUCUGAACGGCACCCUUCUGCUGAUCUCCUUCGUGAUUCUCGCCCAAGGGACAGAUCAACUAGAUGAUAUACUCGCAGUGGACGUGGUCGUCCUUUUUCUUGGCAGCAUUUGGUUACUGCCUGCCGUCGGGUUAGCAGUCAUGGGCAUUUGUUCUCUCCUGGCGUGGCUCGUUACUGGCUGCCCCGGUUUGAGGGGGGCGAUGUAUGACCGCGCUGAUGUCCCGGCAUCUGACCCGAUCGUUGAAGCAAUCGAGUCGCUGAUGGGAGCGACCCUGACCGAGGAGCUAGUGAAGAACAUGGUUGACUCCUGGGUGGACAUGGAGCUGAAGCACGCAAGGAUCCUCGCUCGCUUCUACUCCACCUUAGUCGAGGCGGAUGCCGUGGAAGAGCACAUACAGGAUUGUGGCUAUGGCGUUGCUGUGGUCAUGAUGGGCGGUGUGCGUGCUGUGGACUACGAUUACGGUCAGGACGCUGCGGCAGAGGUCUUCAGCUCGCUCCAACAGCUCCUGAAGAGAUUGGAGCCACACAACGCGGAGGCUGAGGAGCUCGGAUGGUUGCCAGACACGAAAGACUUGGUGAUCUACCCUUCGUUGCUGGGCCUCGAGCCGACACACCACUGCUAUGGCACCAAUCUCCGGUUCUACAUCUACGAGCUGCGGGACUGGAGCCCCGCAGGGAAUGCUGAGCGAGGGGUCCUCCACUGCCAGCAUGGCCAGUGGGGCAUGGAGGCACUGAUCCCGUACUGGUUUCGCCGAGGUUCCUGCCAGACCAGAGAUCCCGAGGAGGCGGAUUAUUUCCUGGUGCCAUGGCACACCUGGUGUGACCGGAUGAUCUUCCGAAUGAAUCAAUCGCGUGAGCCCGUCGGCGACAUCUCUGCUGUUUACCUGGACCUGAUGCGGCGCAAGGAUGAGCUGCUGCCACAUUGGUCCCGGCAGCUGGGACGUGACCACAUCUUUAUCUUCUCCGAUCAGGGGAUGAACUUCUUUCCGGAGUGGCGGGACUACAUCCCACAUUCCGUGUUCCUUACUACAGAGGCUCUGACUCCCGGCUGUGGCCCCAGCUGCUACAACCCAUGGAAGGACUUGGUCCUGCCAGGACAUCCGGACUAUUUCCGCUUCCGGCGGAUGAUGGAGGUGAACCUUCCAACAGAUCAGCGCGAUCUGCUCUUCAACUUCCACGGUCGUCAUCCUGGGUUUGGGCCAAGCUACUACAAGGACAAUGUGGUUCGCGGCAAGAUCAUUGAUACCUUCACAGGAGUCCACGGCGUAAGCGUCGGCGGCUUUGUGGAGGGCUACUUUGAGAUCAUGGGUGCCUCGCAUUUCUGCUUGGUUCCCAUGGGCACGUCUUCGUGGACGAACCAUCUCUACGAGUCCUUCUUCGCUGGGUGCAUCCCGGUGAUUCUGAGUGAUGAUUUCGGUGUGCCAUUUGAUGGCGACAUUCGCUGGGAAGACUUCUCCAUCAAGUGGCCCAUGGCCGACGUAGAUAUGGACUUGUACUACCACUUGCUGUCAAUUCCCAGCGGCACGCUUCGGCGGAUGAAGGCAGCAGUGGAUGCGCACGCCUGCUGGUUCGACUACCAUCAGGUCCUCGAUUCGGGUCUUUGGCGGCUGGGUGAGGCCGUGUCCAUCGGUUUGCACCACUUACCUGCGCAGUUCGUCUCCACACUGACUACCGACCUACCGACCUACCUACCAGCCUACCUACCCAUCUGCACUGACGCGAAGUGGCCCGGAGCUUGGUUGCCGGAAGCUCCACAGUCCAACUUUCAACAGCGAUCUGCUGAUGACGGUGGUUGCUGGAGAACUGCUCACGGCCUGGAGCACAGGAUCUACACCUCCACGGCCGACUCCCUCAGGAAGGCCGUGAAACACCGACCCAUGAAGUUCGCGGGCAACGACGACCCGGCACUCUCUGGAGGGCGGAAGUACGGGCCAUUUGCAAAAUCGGCUGCUUCGGGUGGCUACCGCUUUGGCGAGCCUGAAGCCGUGGAAUCGCUGGAGGUGCCUGGCGCCAUCAUUAACGAACAAGCCGAUGCAGGUAUGUCACAGCUGCGGAAAGCGCCCAUCUGCUGUCGAAGCGAGGGUGGCUGGUGGCUCUUCGGCAUAAAGAGGCGGUCCGGAAAGAAUGCAGACGACGCACCCGGAAUCCCUUUGCCGUGCAACCUGCACCAAAACGCCCGCAAAGUUACUGAUUGGGGCCACCGCAAGUCGCAGCUGCGCGACUCCAUCGAUAAAGCGGCCAUUUUGAGUGGCAUGCCCAUGCAGUUGCUUCUGCAGCAGAUGGCCAGUGCAGGCGAGAGCUCCGAGGCUGUGCAACGGACUGCCCAGAGCUGGCUGACUUCGAAGCAGGCCAUGUUGGCUGGUCUGCAAGCGACAUAUCGUCUCCGAGAGCUCUCCCGUUACCUCAGGUCCCUCUGGGUCCAGGUGAGAGGGUUGCCCGAUCGCCGUCAUUCGGUCGAGCUGAUUGGCUCCCAGCUCUCCAGCUGUUUGGACAUAGACCUUCGUCGAUGCGGCCUGGUCUACUUGGUGACCUUCCCGGACAGUAAUGUCUUCAAGGUCGGCUUCUCCAAUUGGUCCAAUUUGUGGAAGCGCUUGAACAAGGCAGAGAUGCUCGUCUGUGUGCCAGGUCGUCUGCGAGCCAUCCAGGCGGUAGAAGGAUCCGCCUGGAUGGCUGAACAGCUUGUCCAUGGUUUCCUCCACGACCGGCACGACUUGGACAAGUUCUACUGGUCGGAGCAGAAGCAGGUGACCACAACCGGCUACUCGGAGUGGUACCACCUGUCUCUCUGUGAUGCCGCCUAUGACUUCAUGGCAAGCCUGGUGGGCAUGUCGCCGGAGCAGAUGGUGCGCCUGCAGAAGCAGUACUGGGCGAAGUGGAUGGAGCCCUCCCUCCGGCUUCCGGAGGAUCCCAAGAUCCGAGAAGAGCAGCAAACCCGGGAGGAGAUCAAGCGGUUCAAAGCCUCUGAGCGCUAUGCCACAGAGGUGGGAUCUGAGAUGGCAGAGCUGGAUGUGCGAAUAGAGGAGUUGGAGACGCUGAUGUCCGUUUCCGAGAGGGGUGAGGACCCCGGAAAACGCGAUUUCCAGAAAGACAUGCUCGGACCCUGCAUUCAAUUGGAGAGUGGAGGCACGAUUCUAGAGGAUGAGGAGGAGGAGUCGGGUGUCGAGAAUCUGUUCGACACAGAGCUCCCUUGUUCUGUGCCCAAAGCUGUUCACGGUGAGUUUCACCACUACAGCGGCGACAUCUGCGCCUACAACAAGGCGACGCACAACUCUCAGAGGCUGAAUACUUUCAACACUCCUGGGAAGCUGCAGUGGAAGAAGGGCACCGGAGCCGCCGCCGGGCGCGCCCCUCGACCGGCCUCCGCAGGCAUCCGCCGCCCGCGCGCUCUGCGUGCUGCGCGACGGCAAGAAUGGACCGAGGACAUGUCCACGUUGGUCCGCCGCAUGCACGAGCUCAUGGAUGUUCUCCGCUGCCGGUUGGAAGAAGAGGCUGACUCGCCAAUUUCGCCGAUGCCAGUGACACCUCCAUCGAAGAGGGGAGGCCCCUCGCCGAAGGCGAGUCUGGGUGACUCCCUCGAGAAGCUGGAAGCUCUCUUCGAAGAGGGUCGAAAUCCGUCGAAGCUGCUCCAACAGCAUCUGACGGAAGCCCUGGGCCGAGAAGGUCAAGCUGAGAUGAACUUCGCUCCGAGCAGCCGAGCUGGGGGACGGACUGCCGAGCCGGUGGUCAAUUUCACGGAGCCUCUCGCGGACCGGAUGAUUGAGCCGAUUGCCGAGCCUGUGACCGUUGCCACAGAGCCGCGAGCGAUGAGACAGCCCGAGCCCGUCACAGAGCCUCUUGCGAGACCGUUCAUUCCUGAGCCGGUGUCCGUUCCCUUGGAGGCCUCUCAGCAGGCCGCUGCCAGGGCGCGGAGCUCCCCCAAACGGGAGAGGUCUGCGAGGUAUUACUUCGAGAAUCUGACGGUGCUCGCUCGAAUUGCCCGGCAGCUUUCUGAAAAGUUACAUGCACGUGUCAGCCUGUUUGGGGAGCCGCUGGACGGCCCUUACCCCAAUGUGGAACGGCUUCAGAGCUUUCCAACACUCUACGACGCAGCCUGGGAGGACAUUUAUCCGGGCGUGGAGAGGUUCCACGAGGCUUCGGAUGUGUUCGGACCUCGCAGCCGACCGGACGGUUUCGUGGAUCGCUUCGAGCUGGCGGAUGCGCUUCGGAGGUUGGAUAUCUUCGCCACACCCCAGGAUGUCGACAGCCUCGUCUCGUGCCCGGCCACCGUCGACCUUCUGCAAUUGACGCUGCAGAAGUUCUCGGAGAGCCGCCGCUACAGGAGUUACUUCGCGCCUCCGAUGAUCCCACCUCGCUCGCCGAGCCUCUCUGGGCUCCUCAAGGCUCGGGCCAAAGGUGACCGACGUUGGACGGGGGAGGGCGUGCCAUCCGGCGAGCCGAGCAAUGGCUUUCCGUGGGCUGCGAGGAUCUAG